Molecule: messenger RNA, 2255 nt
Organism: Thamnophis sirtalis
Lineage: Eukaryota; Metazoa; Chordata; Lepidosauria; Squamata; Natricidae
Source: RefSeq, a predicted model, not a curated record
CUGGCGCACGCGCGAAAAAAACAAAGCUUGGAUGAAGAGAAGAAAGACGAUGGAAGAGAAAUAUUUCUCCUCUUAAAGGUAACUUCUGAAUCCAAGCUAUUAAGGCAGUGACAAAAAGAGUGAGCAGGGUUGAAGCAGAGACCCCCUCUGCCCUGGUGGUGACAGUAUCCAGCUUUGUCCACCUGGCUUUGCUCCCAGCUGUCUGUGCACCAUGGGCACUGCGUUAAGCCUUUCACCCAGUUAUAGGAAAGCCACCCUCUCUGAGGAUGGUUUGACCACAGUGGCGCAUUACACCGCAGUCCAGAACAGUAAGAAUGUGAAGGAUAAGAGCCUGAGGCGCCACUCUAUCAUUUCAGUGCUGCCUUGGAAGCGCAUUGCAGCUGUAUCUGCCAAAAAGAAAAACUCCAAGAAGCUGCAGCCCAAUAGCAGUUAUGAAAACAACAUAACAUACCUCAACAAUGAGAACCUCAAGAAAUCUCUCUCCUGUGCCAAUCUCUCCACCUUUGCUCAGAACCAGGGCAAUCAGCCUACAGUUCCAAGCCACCAGAUUUCCAGCUCCAAGGGCAUCCUUUCUUCUGUCAAGAACUGCCCCCACCCCAGCUGCAACUCAUCUGGCACCCCCAAGAGGGUUCUUGUUCAAGCUUCAACCAGUGAGUUACUACGAUGUUUGGGGGCAUUCCUCUGUAGACGCUGCUACAGGCUGAAGCACCUUUCCCCCACUGACCCAGUCUUGUGGCUUAGAAGUGUGGAUCGGUCUCUCCUUCUGCAAGGCUGGCAAGACCAAGGCUUCAUCACACCAGCCAAUGUGGUCUUUCUGUACAUGCUUUGCCGGGAUGUCAUUUCGUCUGAAGUAGCCACGGACCAUGAUCUUCAGGCUGUCUUACUUACCUGCCUCUAUCUCUCCUAUUCUUAUAUGGGCAAUGAGAUUUCCUAUCCUCUCAAGCCCUUCUUAGUGGAGAGCUGUAAAGAGGCAUUUUGGGAUCGUUGCCUCUCCAUCAUCAACUUCAUGAGUUCCAAAAUGUUGCAGGUCAAUGCUGACCCACAUUAUUUCACUCAGGUCUUUGCUGACUUGAAGAACGAGAGCAGUCAAGAAGAGAAGAACAGGCUGCUCAUUGGCCUGGAUCGGUGAGCUAAAACUCCUUGUCAUUUACACGAAAGGGAACUGUCCAUUUAUCUUGUUUUAUGUUUUUUUCUUUUUCAAACAAGCCAGGACACAUAGGUGAGAGUGAACAGGCCUGAAAUAAAUCAGCCACCCGCUAGCUUGGCUUUUAUGAAUCAAAACAGAAGAGAUUAAUGUGUGUUGCCUGUUCGGUUUCAGUUUUGCUGCAUGUGAUAGAUAUGGCUUCUUUUCCAGAUUGUAAACCAGGAGAGGGCAAAAUAGAGUGGAGAAGCAAUUACUGCAAAACAAGACCAUGGCAUCCUUUCACCUUUUGCUUUGGCCUAAACAGUUUGUGAAUUGGGGUGAAUGAGCUUGCAGGAUUUACUACUACAAGUGGAAGGCAGUGAAGGAGAAUAAUAUUUACAGUUGUUAAGAAGAAAGAGACCAGAUCUAGUGGAUGUUCUAGCACCUGGUAUUCCAGAAAAGGGAUCAAAGAAUGGGUUUUUAAAAAAUAAUGUAAAUUUUACUACUUUGUACACCAUUUUGAACAAAAUUACAACUGCACAGUACUGGCCUCCAAAAUGGACUCUUACUCCAUUAUAGAGUGAUUAUAUUGAGAAACACAAGAGGGUAAGGAAAAGUCAGAAAUAUAUAGGAGGCAUAUGUGAUUUUGUGUAUGUUAUCACCUGUUGCACUCAUUUCAUUGGGGGCCUUUGACCUAGGCUACAUAGGGUUUUCUCUAAACAUCAGUGUCAAAGGGUAAAGAUGAGAUUUCAGAAUUCUUUCCUGCUAAGGAAAGAACUAUAGGAGUUAAUACGGACUGGAAGGUGAGAUUCAAGAUAGCCCCAGGGGACAGAUACUAGUCAGCUGGUAUUAAUUUGCUGGCAAGUGAUGUAUAUUGGUAUUUGGUCAGAAAUUGUUAAUUCUUUGGGGCUUUGUAUUAUCUGCAUAAUAUAACUGCUGUUUCAAACAGACUGAAUUUGAGUCCCUUGAAGUUUUUCUGAGUAGCUGCUAUAAAGUUCCCUAAUCCAGUUAUUUAUUGAAAAAUGUUAGGAUCAUGUUAUCACAUAAGAAUUUGGUGCUGAAUUUCAGUGUAGAAAUGCUUUUUUCUUCUAAGGGGUUUCUUCUAAGGCAGCCCCACUCAGGAGGGUAAAGU